AUGGAGAAUUUCGAUACAGAAAAACCGACUACCGAAGUAUCGCCCGGUCAAAGUGAGGAAGACGACCUCUUUUUCGAAGUGGACAUCGACGGAUCCAACGAGAAUGACGACUUACCGGCGAAAUCAAGCAGUUUUCUACGGCAGUUAAACCAGUCCUUACAUACAAUGGUUGGCUCAAUCAUAGUAAAGUCGCUGAAACGUCUCCACGAAGACAAGACACCUCCCGCGAAACGAAAGAAACCUCGCCUGGCUACAGAGACAUCUGGACUUGAGGAAGUAGAAGAAAACCAGAGCAGCGACGAAGAUACGCGGGCACUUUGUGGCCCAUCAAAUGCCGACACGGCAGAAAGCUCUCAAACCACUAACGCUGGACUCGAGCAAGACACUGUCACUGACAAUUGCAAUGACUCAUUGCUGUCAGAAAUUGAAAAUGGUUUCUCUCAGGAGGACGAUAUGGGCCCGGCUAUCACAGAGAAACUCGCUACCAUAAUCAAUAAGCGUUGGUCUGAAAAAACUGAGCGAUCAAAAGCUGAAAGAAAAGCGGGAUCAAUACCCCCGCCCAGACAACUGUGA
Molecule: messenger RNA, 573 nt
Organism: Paramuricea clavata
Lineage: Eukaryota; Metazoa; Cnidaria; Anthozoa; Malacalcyonacea; Plexauridae
Source: the annotation of a GenBank genome assembly